Momordica charantia (bitter melon) is the source of this 2107-nucleotide messenger RNA. NCBI's taxonomy places the organism in Eukaryota, Viridiplantae, Streptophyta, Magnoliopsida, Cucurbitales, Cucurbitaceae. The record is from RefSeq and is a predicted model, not a curated record.
ACGGCGACAGACCGUUGACCCUGAGAUUUAGGUAUUUUCCGUUUGAUUUUAUCGCAAAAAGGGGGAGUUUCCAUUCAAUUCCUUUCUUGUUGGAGUAAGUUUUUAUCCUUUCUUUAAUCAAUUUCUCAAUUGUUUUCCUCCUUGGGUUGGCAAAUGUCAACGCUGUUUUCUUCCUUGAUCUGUGUUGUUGCAUAAAUUUUCUAAUGUUUAUGCAUCGAAAUGGAUAGUAGAACCAGAUAUGUAGAAUUGCAAUCCCAAACCCCCAGAUCGCCCGCCCCGAAGAGUGCCGAUUAUUUCCUCGACGAGGAAGGUUUGGUAGGAUCCAAGAGAUUGAAUGUAUAUGUCGAUGGCAACGGCAAUGGCAAGGAUGAUCUCUUCGAUGAUGUUGAUUUUGAUGUCGAUAGCCAUCCCCUCAUCACUGGGGAGGCUCGAGGCGGAUCCCACAUUUCUGGGGCUGUUUUUAAUCUUACGACCUCGAUUAUUGGAGCCGGGAUCAUGGCUCUUCCUGCCACCAUGAAAGUUCUUGGUGUGGUUCUCGGGUGUGUUAUGAUAGUUUUGAUUGGGAUCUUGUCUGAGUUUAGUGUUGAAUUGCUAGUGAGAUUUUUGGUUAUUUCCAAGUCUUCGUCGUAUGGGGAGGUUGUUCAGUGUGCAUUUGGGAAAUCCAUGAGGGUUCUGACUGAAAUCUGUAUAAUUGUGAACAAUGCUGGUGUAUUGGUUGUUUAUUUGAUUAUUAUGGGUGAUGUUAUGUCUGGUUCUGUUCAUCAUAUUGGGGUUUUUGAUCAGUGGUUGGGGCAUGGCUUCUGGGACCAUAGGAAGCUUCUGAUUCUGGCUGUGUUGGUAGUUUUUCUAGCUCCCCUUUGUGCCCUCAACAAGAUUGACUCUUUGAGCUUGACGUCUGCUGCAUCGGUAGCUCUCGCAGUUGUCUUUGUUAUUGUUGCUUGUGCUAUAGCGUCAAUUAAACUUGUAGAAGGACUGAUCGAGCCUCCGAGAAUGAGUCCCGAUUUCGGAUCCAAGCAGGCAAUCUUAGAUCUCCUUGUGGUGGUUCCAAUCAUGACCAAUGCGUAUGUCUGUCAUUUCAAUGUCCCGCCCAUAUACAAUGAGCUCGAAGCAAGGUCUCCCCAGAAGAUGAAUGCGGUGGGGAGGAUCACAACUGUGAUCUGCAUUGUAGUUUAUGCUUUGACUGCCAUAUCUGGUUAUUUACUCUUUGGACGGGAUACAGAGCCUGAUGUGCUGACAAAUUUUGAUAGGGACCUAGGAAUUCGAUUCAGCUCCGCGCUGAAUUACAUUGUUCGAAUUGGUUACAUUCUUCAUUUAGUUCUUGUUUUUCCAGUUAUCCAUUUCUCCUUACGGCAGACCGUCGACACCUUGAUAUUUGAGGGAUCGGCACCCCUUCCAGAGAGUAGGAAGAGGUCUCUCGCCUUGACAGUCGUGUUAUUGGCACUGAUUUAUAUUGGUUCUACCAUGAUUCCCAACAUCUGGACGGCCUUCAAAUUUACAGGGGCAACAACAGCAGUGUCACUGGGCUUCAUUUUUCCAUCAAUUGUUGCAUUAAAGCUAAGCAAGCAGAGUGGCCAGGGAAGUUUGAAUGCUACAGAAAGGAUCCUAUCAUGGUUGAUGUUAGGGCUGGCUGUCAUUGUUGGUGUUGUUGGACUGAUUGGAAAUAUUUACAGCUUGAGAAAUCAGUCCUAGUAACCGUUUUCGAAGUAAUUCGAAAGUAGAUUCUUUUGUUUAAUACUCGUCAAUUCACGUUAGGAGCUAGAUUUAUCUGGUGAUGUCUUUGCGCGCGGCGCCUGCAUAGUUCGAGAACUAAUAUGCAAAUUACAUCACUUGAGGUAUGAGAAGGAUAGUUUCGUUUUGCGGCAGCAUAGCUCGAGAAUUAUGGGACUAUCUAAGGAGUUAUGUUAUCAGCUUUUGCAGGAGAAAACUCGUUCGGGUAUUGCAUCUUACCCUCGAGCUGCACUGCAUAGAUAAUUUAGUGAGGGGGAACCCUGUCAAUUUUUUCUUCAAUAAUAUACUCUGUACCUAGAAGUUGAUAUUGUUUUGCCAUUGUAUUAAGCUGCUGCAAUUUUGCAGUAUUGAAUCUCUCUUAUAAAAGUCCAUUUUUAAA